This is a messenger RNA of Durio zibethinus, 2134 nucleotides long. RefSeq names its product putative serine/threonine-protein kinase PBL1. Gene Ontology annotation, molecular function: protein kinase activity; ATP binding. Gene Ontology annotation, biological process: protein phosphorylation. Lineage: Eukaryota; Viridiplantae; Streptophyta; Magnoliopsida; Malvales; Malvaceae. The record is from RefSeq and is a predicted model, not a curated record.
UGUUAAUUAAAUCUGGGUUUUGGUUUGUUUGACCACUUCUCUCAUUAGCCUCCCUUUCUCUUUCUCUCUUUACCUUUUUUUUUUCUCAUCUUUUUGGGAAUUUUACUCUCUCUCAGAAAUUUUUCCUUAACGUCUUUUCCGAUUAGCUUUCUUUGAUUUGCAAAGGUGUUUUCCUCAACCAACCAGAAACAAACAGGGUUUCUUCUUUCACCGUUUUGCCCCUAUAAAUCUAUCUCUCUAGGUUUGUUUGCAUGAUCUGCUUUCGUAAGAAACAUAGAAGACCUAAAUACAGUUUAGGGAAUUUGUAUAUAACAUGGGGUGUUUUACAGUUUUGAAAAGUAAGAAGAAAAAGUCUGAGCAGUCAGUUUUUGUAAAACGCAUUGCUCAUAAGGAGCAUAUUCCCACCACUCUGCCUGAGCCUCAAGUUCAGACCCGAUCACUGCAAUCUGCACCCCCAAGUUUUAGAACCAGAGUAAAACCAGUUCUACCUAAUAACAAGGCAUCCAGCAAUAGGACCCGUGCUUUAUCAGCUCCAUCAAGUCUUGAUGCCGCUGAGCAAGAUGCACUAUCAGUUGAAUUUGAAGAACAGGAAGAGUUGAAGAGUCGUGUUGGAGUAGUGAAGGAACAGAGGUCAUCAAGUCCACAACCUCUUCCACUUCCUUCUCCACGUAGUACGGUGCUGAAGUCAAUGGGAAGCUUUAAAGCAGGAAAUGCCAGUUGCUCUCUAUUUGCUUCUGGACCAUUGCCCCUGCCUCCAUCUGGAACACUACGAAACUUUGCUUACGAAGAAAUUGCAGCUGCUUGCCAUCAUUUCUCUUCUGAUCGAUGCACAUCUGAGGGUCUUUCUUCUGUUUUGUAUAAGGCUUCUUUUGGAGAUGAUACUUCAAGUUCAAAGAAGUUUGAAGCUACUGUUACUCGCCUUCACCCAUCCUCUCAGGGUUUCAAGGAGUUUAUAAAUGAAGCAAACACUCUUGCAUCAUUGCAACAUCCAAACCUCUGUAAAUUGCUUGGAUUCCAUGCACGUGAUAGUUCAGAAGAAAGAAUGUUGGUCUAUGAGAGGCUGUUUCAUGGAAGCUUAGACGGGCUUCUAUAUGGGAGAUCAGAUGGACCUCCACUUGAUUGGAAUACUCGAAUGAAAAUUGCUUUAUGUUCUGCACAAGGUCUUGCUUUCUUGCAUGAGGAAGGACCAUUUCAGGCAAUGUACAAUGAAUUUUCAACUGCCAACAUACAGAUUGACAAAGAUUUCAGUGCAAAGCUUUCAGGAUAUGGGUGCGUUGGUCAUAUCCCAGAGACAGAAGAGAUCUCCACUAAUUCAGCUGCUGUGGGAAAUCUUUCAGUAGAGACCCUGGAGAGAGGAUGGCUAACUCCAAAGAGCAAUGUUUGGAGUUUUGGAAUUGUUAUACUUGAAUUACUUACUGGCCGGAAGAACCUUGACAGCCGUCGUCCUAGGGAAGAGAGGAACCUAGUGAAGUGGAGCCGACCAUUCCUAGCUGAUGAUUGUAGAUUGUCAUUCAUCAUGGAUCCUCAGCUCAAAGGUCGCUUUCCUAUGAAAGCUGCCCGUACAGUGGCUGACGUUGCACAAAGAUGUCUCCAGAAGGACCCAACUGAAAGGCCUACCAUGAGAACCAUAGUUGAGCAUCUCAAAAUCGUCCAAGACGUGAAAUAUUCCUGUCGUUUUCCUCUACAAGAGCCAGUGGCAAUUGCUGGAAAACAGAUAUCAAGGUCACCUAGUCUUAAUGGGAUUAUUACUCCCGCACCCAGGCUAAGUUUCUCACCAUCACCACCAUCAGGAGCCCGGCUGUCAGUUUCUCCUACAAGACCACCACCUGCUUUGCCUUUCACCCUCCCACCUCGUGCUUGUUCCUCUACCCUAUCAUUAGAGGAGCUUGAAAGGCUAGAAAGUCGGAGAUCAUCAUCAGCAACCACUAGAAGACCUAGUGUGGCAGGAUUUUAAUUGUCAAUAAUAUGCAUUUUUUUGUCAUUUUUUUUGUGUACUUUCGUCUUUUUAAAUUAAACACAACGUAUAGAAAGAUAAAGAUGUGGUUCUUCCACCAUCCUCUUAUUUUUCUAGUAGACGAAAUGGAGAGGAUGCUGUUUUGUUGAUAAGAAUGCAAGCGUGAUCUAAAAAUGCGUC